Molecule: messenger RNA, 684 nt
Organism: Phanerochaete carnosa HHB-10118-sp
Lineage: Eukaryota; Fungi; Basidiomycota; Agaricomycetes; Polyporales; Phanerochaetaceae
Exons: 1
Source: RefSeq, a predicted model, not a curated record
CUCGCCCUUGGCAGAGCUGGCGCGAUCUGGGAGGACUGGCAUGACGUCCUUGGAGUCGCCGACGUCGAGCAACGAACCUCCUCAGACAACAGCGUGGCCACACACACAACUAAGAGCCCCACCGACCUCUUCUCGGAUGACGACGACAUCCUCGCCGAAAUCCCGCUUGCGACCAGCCGCACGCAGGCGCACGACCUCGACCUCGAGCGUACGCGGUAUACGGUGCGGCUCGCGCACGUAAUGGACAACGACGCAGCGGCGCUGCUCGCUGUGCGGCUCUACCUUGAGCUCUCGUCGGACCACACGCUCGCGCGGUGGCGCUGCCAUGGCCGCGCUGCGCUCGGGCUCGCGGGCGACGAGCCUGCGUACCACUUCGAGAUGAGCCAGAACUGCUGGAACCACCCUGCCGUCCACUCGCCCGCGAGGCCUGGCCACCUUACCCCCGGAUCGGCAUCGACUGUGUCGUCGGGAUGCUCUGUCGAUACCCCGUCCGAUGGACAGUCGCCGGCUGCAAUGGAGCAAGUAUACGUGCCCACUACGGAAGAUUUCAACCUCGCCGAUAGCCAGCCAUGGCUCCAUGUCGACACAAUUCGCCCCAUUACGCCAAAAUUCCCGGAUGCGGAAAGACCAUUCGAGAGGGCAGCAAUUUCAGUGCGCUGGGGGGUAGGCGAGACGAUGGACUAG